AUGCGAUGGGUCGGGCCAUCAGAAGAACGUCGAGCGCAUAUUUUCGGCACCCGAUCGGCCACGGCCGCGAAGAACGAGGUGAAGCUGCCGUUCCUGGAUUCCGUAGCCUCGACACCUGCUCCCCAUCCUCCAAGCUCCUUCUUCACCAACCAAACCAUCUCUAUUCGUAUCUUCACUUGUGCACUCUCCAGCUCAAAGCCCGACUCGCAAGGACAACCUUCUCGUCCUUCGUCUCCAUCUUCGCCGCCCAAGCGCAACCCCAUCUUACGCCCACAGCCGGCACCCGUCAUCCUUCCUCCUGCACUCCAGGAGCUAGCAACCCUGUUGGACCUCAUCCACGCCUCGCCUUCCUUCCAUGCCGUCAGACGACUCCGACGAUAG
This is a messenger RNA of Moesziomyces antarcticus, 381 nucleotides long. RefSeq lists its product as uncharacterized. The transcript has 2 exons. The coding region runs from base 1 to 381 and encodes 126 amino acids. NCBI's taxonomy places the organism in Eukaryota, Fungi, Basidiomycota, Ustilaginomycetes, Ustilaginales, Ustilaginaceae. The record is from RefSeq and is a predicted model, not a curated record.